AUGCCUUCAAAAACAAAGUGGGAAAAGAAUCAUUCAUCGAGUGAAAAUAUCGGAAUAGUAGGAAAGUACCAGCUGUGGAUGUUGAAGGCUGAAGUUGGUGAGGCCAUUGCCGGUUUCCCUCAUUCCGAUGAACUGAUUCACCAGGAGGAUCUUUUCCAGAUGAUGAAGGAGAAAUCGUUGAAUCCGAAAUGGAUUACAGGCAAAGAUUGUCUAGAACGAAAGUUCGAGUGUGACGAUUUCUAUGUGCUGCCUGCCUUCAGGGGCAAAAUAUUUAGUCGUUUGAUUUCUUUAAAGUGCAGGGUAUACGGAGCGUUAGCGCUCAUAACAUGUCUGAAAAGAAAAGAACGUCUUCCGAAACGACAUUCGCCUGUCUGGUCCACAACUCUACAAAACUCUAUUGUGUGCUUCAGUGGGAUCGAAAUGAAAACACGGAAACAACAAAUUUCGCUUGUAAAGAUGAUGGGUGGAACGAUUUCUAAAGCUUUCACGAAAAAAGUCACUCAUUUAGUUGCUGAUUCUCAGGAUACAAAAUCCAAAAAAUUUGUUACUGCUAUAGAUUAUGCAGUUCCAGUGCUGUCGGUCAGCUGGAUAUUUGCUGCAUGGAAAAGUGCAAAAGCAUUUAGUGAAAGAAAAUACACCGAUGAACAAUUUAUCAGCGAACACAAGCUCCAAAUUUUUGCUAAAUGUGUUAUAAGCUGCUCAGGUAUAGCUCCUCAAGAUCGCUCAACACUUUCGCACCUUAUUGAAGCAAAUGGUGGUGUAUAUAUGGGAAAUAUGAAAAAAAAUCACUGUACUCAUUUGGUGACUGAUUUAAAUUCGGGUGAGAAAUAUAAAAUUGCUCGAAAAUGGGGCUGGAAUCAAAUCAGGAUCGUUCGUUUGCGAUGGGUUACAAAAAGUGUGGAGAAGGGAUAUCGUCUUCCUGAAAGGCUUUAUGAAACCAGGAUCAAUUCUGCAGUUGAAUGUAGUACUCCACGAGCUUCACAACUUACGCAGUUUCAACCACUUACAAAUCUAGAAAUUAGUGUCAUUCGUCGCUCAGCUGAUCAGCAGCAGACAACGGAUGCAUUGGAGGAUAAUGGAUUAAUGUCAAGUGAUAUUCCUCAGAUGCAUUUAACGGAAAAUGAAAGCACCGCAACAGAAAUCAUUAAAUCAUCCACCACCACCGAAAGUAAUUGGUUAAAAGUGAAGCCGUCACAGCGGAUGACGUUGGAAGUGGAUCCUAUUGUGCUUUUCGAUUUAGAUGCUCUUCGCUUUAAUGAUUUCAUGAGUAAUUGUAUCAUCUAUUUGUGUGGAAUAGAGGAUGAAAAUUUUAAAAAAUACAAAUGGCUUACCAAUAAAGUUGGAUCGGGUCGACGUGACAGGCUUAUAUAUACUGAUACAACUCAUGUGGUGGUUGGUCCACAAAGAUUGGACUGGAAGUUGAUUAAGCAGCUCAAGGAAAAAGCACGCACUAAUGUGAAAGUGGUUACAUGUGAAUGGUUGUUGGAUUGUGCUAAGACACAAACAGUUUUGGACGAAUCGAACUAUUUGAUUUUCAAGCAAGAAAAAAGCGAUUUUGAGCUUUCGCAACGUAAAUUAAGUGUAACAGCAAUGAAGGGAUUUAAUUGCAAUGAUGAACCGAGAACGAAAACUGCACUGAAAAUUACUGAAAUAGGAGUUAAACUGCUAGGUAAAGCAGUUGGAAUGUUAACUAAUGCUGAGCUGGAUUCUGCAGAAGAAAUUAUUUGGGAAAAGCCAGUAAGAAAUAACGAUGAAAGUGACAACAGUGAUCGUCAUUUAUUCACUGGGUUGUCGUUUCGCAUCGUUGUUAAGAAAGAAGAAGUUCGGAAUAAAUUGUUUUCUGAUAUCGAAAGUCGCGGAGGUAAGGUGGAACAAAAAGCAAAAAUUUGGGUUGAUUAUAUGGUAUGUGAAGUACUGGAUUUUCUGCUUAAUGACAGUGCAACAAAUUUCAAUUGCGGUAGUGUUGUUUCGUCGUUUUGGCUACAAGAAUGUAUUGAGAAAGGUUCAGUAAUAAAUGCCGAAAGGCAUCCACUUUAUCGACCUAUCGAGGCGUUCGAGACUUCUCAGAUUUUUGAUGGUCACGUUGUUGGUUUGAGUACGUUGCCGGAAGCUGAGAAAGAUAUUUUCACUGAUAUUCUAUAUAAGUUUGGAGCGGACGUAAAAAUUCACUUGGGGAAGUUUAACCAGUUAAAUAUUUGUACAGAAAUAAUAACCGGUGCUGCGGAUUGCAUCGACUCUGCACGUCGUUGGCAAAUACCUGUCCUGGAUCCAUCCUGGAUCAUCGAAUCUAUCAUUCAAAAUCAACUGCAACCAAUACACCCACAUUUAUUCGACGACCAACCAUUCAAGAAUUACACGCGGAAUGAUCGAUUAUGGAUGCAUGCUAUACAACGGAAACCAAGCAGUGAUAUAUCAAAUAUGCUGGACGGAAUGAGUAACAAUAAUGAGUUACCCAUUCGAAAAACUUUAAACAAAAACGAAAAGAAGAAGUAUGCAGGAAAAAAUUCGCAAGAACAGACAAGUAACAAUUUGGCAGCAGUUUCAAACCUUGCCGAAUCGUCAGCUUAUGUCGGUGGAAUAAAUACGCAAAGCACAAUGGGUAUUUCAUCAAAUGGGGAAACUUGGAAUGAUACAGCAGUAGGCCGUGCGCUUUGUGAAGCAGUGGUUAAAACGGCUCAGGCAAGCAGCGCUCCGGGGAUAUCAUCGAUUAGGCGAGCCAAUGAUUAUUAUCAGAUGCAGACCAGACAAAAUAAGAGAGAUGCUGAGUCAGCCUCACCGACCGAACCUAUGGACGGUUCUAAGAAGCCCAGAACAACAGUUUUUGAAAAUUAUGAAUCGAUUAUCUCGAAAGACGAGAAGAAGCGAAAAAUAGCUGAAAAGUUGGCUAAACUUGCUGUGCAAAGGGAACAAUAUAUGCGAUCUAUAGAGGCUGGAAAGAAAAAACAGUGUGAGCAAGAGAGGAAAACAGUGGUACAGGUUCAUGUGGAAUCAUCAGAACGAAGUUCUAAAAAAAGAUGCGUUGAACCACCUGAGCCCGAGCAUUAUGGGUGGAAAGAAAGCAGCCCACGUCCCAUUGCUACACAGAUACUCAACCCUUUCGAUACCGAUCUGGAAGAGAACGAUGAGAAAAUAUCUAUAUCCACUGAAUUGGAAGAACAAAAUCAAGGAAACAAAAUAAGCUUUGCGGAAGAAUAUGAAAACGCUAUUGUAGUGAAAACACCUGUCAUAACCAACAGAACAAUAUGUUUUACUUCAACCGCUCGACAUGAUAGAAAUGCCUUGGUGGCUAUGGUUUUGGAUUUAGGUGGCGAAGUAUGCAAUGAAUUCGACGAAAAGGUAACCCAUCUAGUUUGUGGUCGUAUAGUACGCAACGAAAAAUUGCUUUGUUCAAUUGCCAGAGGACUCAUAAUUGUCGAUGAAGACUAUAUCAUCGAUUCGCAUGCACAUUCAAAGUGGCUUGAGGUCGGUAAUUACGAGUGGGGAAGUACUCAUUCAGUGAUUAAGCACGGUCUGCUCUCAUCACAACGUUUUCUUUCUUUUGCGUUGGCGUGCCCCCGAUGGCGACGGAAGAUCGAAAAGAAUUCAACUGAAAGAGCCUUCCAUAAUUGGAAAGCAUUACUUUACUGCGGUCGUCGUCGAUUUGCCGAUCUUAGACGUAUCAUUCGUUUCGGUGGUGGAGAAGCUUAUCUAAGGGAUGAUAUCUGCUCACUGAAAGGAUUCACCGUUGCGCUUAUUGAAAAGUCGAAGUUUUGGAAUUCUCAGGAAGUGGUCGAACUCAUCAAGAACGAUAUACAGUGUUUCGACAUAGACUACCUCGCUACAUAUUUAACAAUAGAAGACGAAUCAGAAAUUAGAAAGCAUUUCCAUAAAGAUUAUAUGAUCGAAUUAAACCGUUCAUCACGAUGAAGACACUCGUUGUAAUUGGCUUAAAUAUCCUCAGCAUUAAAGAAAUAUCCUCUGCAUUUAUAUACAUCUCGCUUCAAAUCAUCAUGCCGAGAUCUCCUGAUUAAUAUGAUGCUUAGGUUUCCUUCCAAAUGCUCAACACAUUCAAUAUUGCUAAUUCUGUCUUUUACUACUUGAUAUCAUGGUGUAUUUAGUAGAAAGCUGUUAACAAAUCUUGAUGCGAUGGUGUGUCUAUUAUUCUAUUAUUCCUUCCACUUUGGCUGCAAUUUUUCUCAAAAAAAAAAUCUCACUGCUGAUCAGGCAAAUGCUCUCCGGCAAUGGAAAAAUAUGUUCAACAGUAUAAUCAGC
This is a messenger RNA of Loa loa (African eye worm), 4251 nucleotides long. RefSeq lists its product as hypothetical. Gene Ontology annotation, biological process: mitotic DNA replication checkpoint signaling; DNA replication initiation; mitotic G2 DNA damage checkpoint signaling. Lineage: Eukaryota; Metazoa; Nematoda; Chromadorea; Rhabditida; Onchocercidae. The transcript is spliced from 29 exons. The record is from RefSeq and is a predicted model, not a curated record. Bases 1 to 3906 code for a protein of 1301 amino acids.